UUAUAUUUUUACUAACUGUGCUAUGAAAUUUCUUUACCUCACUAUUGGGCCCAAAUGUCGUGCCCCACAUGAUAUUUUAUUUUAAUGUAAUUAUAUAUCAAUGCGGUAGGUGCUGGUGCCUAAGUAUCAUUCAUGUGGAUGUUCAUUAUUUCACAAAUGCGUUCCAUUAAUUCUGUAGCUAAGUGACACUGAUAAGAGAAGUGCAAAAUUUCACAGAGAACUGCAAAAUUUUCGGACGACCAGAGAUGAAAUAAAAUUUGAAAGAAAAAACUAAUGCAGCAGAUCUGAAAAAAUAUCGAUAAAAAUAUUUUUUUAAUCCACUCUCUUCAUGUUUUUUCUUUACUGUAUUUGAAGACUGCGUGGCGACAGAAAUAUGAAAUUCCAUUCGUCUCUGGUAAGAGAAAUGGAAGAAUAAAAAAAUCAUAGGAUUUCCAACAGAAAUGUCUAGAGUUAUCUGUGUGUUUUUAUGAGUGCGGGCAUUUUUAUACAAUAAAGUUGAACCAGUAAUAAAGAAUCUUAUGAAAAUUUUGCAGGUCCUCUCAUAUCCCGGGACAUUCUCCAAACAUUGAUAUUCGAUAGAAAUUGACUUAACUCAAUCCCUUCGCUACUGAAUUGAUCACAUUUCUUGGUGAAUUUGCGAUGCCUGUUGCGCAUAGAAAAUACUUUCUAGAACGUUCGAGUGAAAUUCUCCAUGGUCUAGUCUACAUCUAAGUAUAAUUUGUCAUAUAGUAUUAAAUAUUGAAUAGUCAUAUCACGUAUCUAUUGAUAAGCGGAAUAAAAGAUUUCUAUAAUGUCAAGGCAACAAGCACACAUAUCUAUCUUCUUAUUCUGACUUAUCGCUGACGUGAUUGAACGAAUGAUGUACUUGUCUCGCAUUUACUAAUAAUAAUAAUCAGUCAUCUCAUUAUCGCCAACAGCAUCACUUAGAGUAUGAAAACAAUUCAUUAAUUUAAUCGAGCAAAGAUAUUAAACUUCAUUUAUUUAUUUCACAAACAAUUUAUUCUAAAUUAGUUUACCCAGAAAGCUAAAAUACUUGUAUAUUUGUUCUCGAUACAAAAGUGCAAAUAAAAAAAUAAAAAAAUUUAUAAUGUAUUUUUCACCGUGGGUUUGAAAUUCAAUAUUUUUAUGCGAAAAAAACUAAACACGAGAAAGAGAAUAAAGUAAAUGACAAAUAUCAGACCAAAUUGUAAAAAAAUAUUUAUCCUGGAGAAUAUUUGUAACACCUGAAUAAGAAAAUGGUGAUCGAACAAUUGUUGAACGAAAAAAUAUGUUCGUCGAUCAUUUCAAGAGAAAUUGAAGAAAUGAAUAAACAUCAAUUGAACAAACUCAUGAAAGCAAAGACUAUAGACGAGUGCCAAAAAAAUUGGAAACAAUUUUUGAGAGUUUAUAUGUAUGCAAGUGUGUCUAUAUUCAUGCGUACUCAUAAGAGCACUGACAUACAGUCUUAACAGCAGUAGAUCUUGAGAGAGAUGAGAGAAAAUUAAUAGUCGAGUGAUAAAACGUUUGGAGGCGAUUUCAAGUGAAGGUCGAGGUGGUUUUUACAACCAAAAAAUAUAGGAACGAUAACAAAAUAUUUAUGGAGACCCUUCAUGUAGCUCUCGCUUCUUCCUACAAGAAGGGCACUCAUAAAAAUAUUACUAUCUCUACGGACACUUAAAACUUAACAUUUCCACUGCAAUUGCCAGAAAUUUCGUCUUUGAAAAUUUAUUAUUUCUGAAAAUCCAUUUGCAUUUUCAUUCUAGCGCAGAGGAAUUGAAAAGCCUGUCACUUUUUUCCUUAACUUUACUUCAAGAUUUUUUUUUCGAAAAAUCCAGUGAAAAGGACAAAAAUGGCGAGUUUUUGACUUUGAAUAUUUAUGUGCCAUUGAAAAUUAAAUCAACCUGAAAAAAUUCUGUCUCACUGCCAAUGAAAACCCAUAAAUUUUCCUGACUUCUACUUGGAAUUUCAUAACCAUUUUCCCCCUAAAUAGCAUUCCAUAUCACUCGCAUAAGAAUUACUAUCACGUCUCCAUAAAAUUUCAGAAAAUUUUUGGAAGUGAAGUCACGUAAAAAAUGAAAGUCGUUAUUUUAUUUUAGAGGGGAAAAUUAUUCAAUAAAAUCUCAAGGAAACUCGUCUCACGUCUCAUCACCAGACUAUUAAAAUCAUUAAUUCGUUUUAUAUAAGUAUAAUUCUUCUAUCAAAGAUUUCGAUGUUGAAUAUGUGAAAUGUUGAAGUCUCACUCCAUACAGUGCUUAUAAAAUUAUCAUCAUAGUAAAAAUUAACCGUUGAAACUCUAGAUACUAGGCAGAAUCAUUCCUAUCUAUUUGGUUUGAAAAUGAGACACAAUAUAGAUAGGGAAAUACUUAGAAAUCAAGUACGCUAGAGGAAAAAUCGUUCGUCUGUCAUUUGAGUCUGUAUCUUCACUAAUAUUGAGCUUGAAUGCGUGGGUUAGCUGAUGAAAGGGCGCCCAACGAAAUUUUGACCAAUCUAUUUGUCUAUAUCAUAUUCUCUAAGUAAUUUCAAUCGUCUAUAUAACAUGUGAAACUUCAGACAAGAGUUUUUAAAAAAUUGAUAAAACUAUUGUACUCCCUCCUAUGCUGCUUUUUUACGUAAUCAAACAUCUUGCAUAUUCGUCAUAAUCAUAUGUGUGAAAAGUUCAAGAGAAAAUUCAAUACAGACGACAGAAAUUAUCGUUAAGGAUCACAGGAUUUUAUUUUCAUCGAAUUUCAAUUUAAUUAAGAUUGUACGAAAGAAAAAUUCAAGUAAAUUCCUUGGCCAUUUAGAUUAAUAAAAUCUCUCAAGAAGUUUAAAGAAAAUAUCACAGAGAAAUCAGUUUUUUUUAAAGAAAAAUGGAAAUGUACUUUAUUACUACUAAAUAUACCAUUAGAAUAGCUAUCGGCAUCCCGCGAUGAGUGCAUUAGAAUUUUCUCUUGAAUUUGUGCAUCCAUGCAGUGCAAAUUCGACAUAACAAUUUUUUAAUUCUAUCCACAGAGUAUAACGCUACUGAAUAAUGUUGACAGUGUCACGUGAAUUGUUUAUUGAAUCAAAGAAUAAAAAGAAUAUAUAAUAAACUAAUUAAGAAUUUUUAUAUGAAAGCUAAAUUCGCUAUCUGGAGUAUUUUUGCGAUCCUUGUUAAUGACCUGGUUUGUUGAAUCAAAUAUAAAGGGAGGGGUUAUAAAUAAAAAGGAACGUUACGACGAAGUAAAGGUGAGAAAAUGAGAGUAAAGAGGGAGAGAGUGUGAGGCGAAUUAUAUUUGGUGCAAGAGCCCAACAGCCGACUCGGGUGCUCGAGCGGCCCUGAGACCCCCUCGAGUGGAUUCUCGAGCCUCGCCUCCUUGAAACAUUACUAAAAAUAUAAAAAAGAGAAAAUGGAAAAAUAAUACUAAUUGUCAGUUUGCUUAUGCAUGAAGCAGAAGUAAAAAAAAUGAAAGAAAUGAGAAAGGUGAAUCAUUUACAUUAUCUCUUUAUUCGCACUCGCAUGAAAAAAAUUCAAAGAAAGUCACAAAGGAUUUACAAGAAAAUUCUUGUUACCUGAUAGUUAGACUUGAUUAUUUUUCGUUACUGUGAAAAAUCCGCAGAUUUCCCGAACAUUUUUUUUCAAUUAAACCGCAAAUGUCUAAUAGAGAUUAUUUCACGAAGAAAUGUAAUGAACUUUCCAAUGAAAGUGCAAUGGAAAUUGAAUAGAAUUUUCGGCUAUGAUAUUACAAUAUGGUUUAAAUUUAUUGAAUAAAAAAUUGUAUUGGGCUUGGCAAAAAAUUCCUCUAAUUGGCAUUUUAUUCCCAAUCAUCUUUGUCGCAUAAAUCUUAUUUUGCAACCCUCGGGGGAAUCCCGUAGAGAGCGUUCCAGUAAAAUGCAAUGAACCGACUGCCCACAAACAGAAUAAAAAUCACGGAAUACAACACUAUGAUAAAAUGACCGUACUGUCAUGUUUUAAUGAAAAAAAUGAAUUAUUAUUUAGUCGUGAGAGAUAAAUUACUUUGUGAACGUUAGUGGAAAAUCUCACGCGAAGCAGGUGUCUAUUCACCUGCAAAUACAUUCUUUAAUGAUGCUUCGUUUUUCUAUUGUCUUUUCUAUCAUACAUCCGGAAGCGAUACGGUCCAGUAAAUCAUCUAGAUCAUAUUGCAGGUGUGCAUAGAAUACAGUCAUGUGUAUAAUUUUCACAUGCUCUUGGUAACAACCCUAGGUUUUUCCCCUACACCAGGAGGUGCGUGAAUAUAUGAACAAACUGUGCUUAGAAAUUAAAAACUAUAUCUGGGCAGUAUUUGCUAAUUUGCAAAUAGCUUAAACAUGCAUACCUAAUUAAAAAAGAACUCGAUUGAAAUUAUCUGUGCCUUUAGAUAACGUUUGAGUCACUUAACGUUUGAAUUAUCUGCAAUUCACUUACUCCAGUCGAAGUUAUCAUAAUUAAUGACGAAUCGAUAAUUGUACGCAUCACUGAAGGAGGAAGAUAAUAAAGUGAAGUGAAUCAAUGCAUAUAUUAAUAAAUUGAUGAAUAACUAUUUUCCCCACAUAAUUAUUCCAAUAAACUGUGGCACAAAUUGAAUUUGAAUUGAGUCUAAAUUAUUUGGAAGACAUUGAGAGAUUCAAAGACCCUUUGACUUUGGUAUCAGUCUCUGAAGCAAAAAGUGAUUUCUUUUUAAUUAGAAAUAAAUACCGUCAGUGAGUAUUGUGUUCGGAUGUAAUAGUAGCAAACGAACAAAUCAAUCGUGAGAUCUAAAUGAAAUCCGUCAACAAAGUGAUCCCAUAUGUCAGUAGAAUUCCGAGACCGUCAAAGAGAUAAAACUGACCUACAUAAAGUCGCGAGCAUAAUUGAAGGGGGAUCCGCCUUAGCAAAAAAAAAGUCACGUUACGAAACCACUGAACCACGCCUUUUCCCCCCAUCUCCUUUACCCACCAUACAAAAUCGUAACAACUUUUGAAAGCCGAAGCCGUAACCCAAAUAAAUUUCUUCAGCGUUGAGUAAAUCUUGCAUGUGAUGAAGGUCCAUUGGGGGUUGAUACCGGUUGUCUUAUUACGUCAAGGUGACCGGCUGACCAACGAAUUCGUCAGUUUCUCGAGGGGGAUUACAAGUACCACAAUGUAAUCAUUAACGUUUGUGCUUCUUUCCCCUCGUUCGUUGGCAUUUUUUUCGGACAAUCGCCUACCUCUUGAAGGAGUAUAUAUAGGGGAUUCGCUGGAGUCCAGGACAUCAUUCCAAUUUCGUUCAUUCCGACGACACAUCGAAGGGGUUCAGCAAAUAAAUCAACCAUGAAUAAGUUCUUCAUCGUUCUCACCUGCUUGGUAGCCGUCGCCAGGGCUGGCUUCGCUCCACUCAGUUACAAUUUGCAGGAGCCCAGUAUCUCCUCGCAGUCAUCAAACAUUCUCAGAAGUCCUGGAAACCUCCAGCAGAUCUCAACCUACUCAAAAACCGUGGACACUCCCUUCUCUAGCACCAGCAAGUCAGACGUUCGUGUGAGCAAUCCAGGUGUUUACCAGACUCUGAGCUACGCGGCUCCAGCCCACCUCCACUACGCCGCUCCUGCUCCAGUUGUCCAUGCUGCCCCAGCUCAGCUGCACUAUGCAGCCCCAGCACCAGUCCUCCACGCUGCUCCAGCGCCCAUUCACUAUGCUGCUCCAGCAGCAGCUGUCGCCGCCGCUCCCGUCCACUAUGCUGCGCCAGCAGCAGCUGUCGCAGCCGCUCCCGUCCACUAUGCUGCAUCAGCACCAGUAGCUGCCGCACCCGUGGUUGCCCACGCUACAUUCUCCGGGCUUGGAUACUCUUACGCCUGGUAAAUUCCCCUAGACUCUCGAAGACUCAUACAUCCGAUUGUAUUUAAUGUUACAAUUCUAUUUUGUAUGUAAAUAUUGAAUGUAUAAAUAA
Messenger RNA from Diachasmimorpha longicaudata, 5839 nucleotides. Its product is annotated as pupal cuticle protein C1B-like. The record is from RefSeq and is a predicted model, not a curated record. The coding region runs from base 5227 to 5751 and encodes 174 amino acids. The transcript has 2 exons. Lineage: Eukaryota; Metazoa; Arthropoda; Insecta; Hymenoptera; Braconidae.